Molecule: messenger RNA, 4177 nt
Organism: Megalobrama amblycephala (Wuchang bream)
Lineage: Eukaryota; Metazoa; Chordata; Actinopteri; Cypriniformes; Xenocyprididae
Exons: 11
Coding region: 1-2331 (776 amino acids)
Molecular function (GO): protein binding
Source: RefSeq, a predicted model, not a curated record
AUGCGUACGAACAUUUUGGAGACGAAGGGAAUUGGCGACACCGAUGGUCGGGGUGUGUUCAGCUGCCGGCCCUUUGAAAAAGGAGAUUUCCUCUUUGAGUACAGAGGGGAAGUCAUUACUAAAAAGGAACAAGAAAACCGAGAGAGAAUUUACCAUAACGCACUCAAAGUUUUUAUGUUUGAUUUUCAGUUCAAUGGACAACAGUUAUGUGUGGAUGCUGCCAGAGAGGACGGAUCACUAGGGAGACUGGUAAAUGACGACGAAGUGAACCCAAACAGCAAAAUUAAAGUUACAAGAGUGGAUGGAAGACCCCAUCUGUGUUUAUUCGCACUCAAAGAUAUUGGUUCAGGGGAAGAAAUCACUUAUAACUAUGGUAAUUCGGAUUGGCCAUGGAGAAGCAAGACUUCCAAAGAGAUGCCGUGUCAGGCUGCUGAUGUGGACAAAUGCAGUUCCUUUGCAGUCAUUGCAAAGGACUGUGUUCAUGAUCUUGUCCCUGAAGAAAUGUCAAGUUUAGAAAAAUGUGUCACAUGUGGAGGACCCUUUUCACCUCUGAAAUGGUCAGGGGUGAGGUGUAAAGUUUGCUAUGAGUCCUGGCACAAAAAGUGCUAUGUUAAGCACAAGGUGAACAUCACUGAAACUCUUCCAGUAGUUUGUGAAGAACAAAGUUCAAGUGAGGUUGCAUCAUCAGAAGAGGAAUAUGUGCCUGAUUCCACAGCGGAUUCGAACAGCUCAUGGGACAGCAUAGCGGAGCCUUUAAAAAUCAGUCGCAGUCAACAUUUAGAAUUACAGAAUUUUGAGGGGUGCGCCAGCAAUUCUAUUUCCAAAAAAAGACACCACCAAGAAACUUUUGUAGAGGCAGAGAGAGAGUCUGCUUCUGAAGCUGCAGAAUCAAGUCAGCUUGAAGUAUCGGGCGUUACUGCCAAAGUAGGAAAUGCUGAAGGCAUAAUUGUUGAUGAUAGCGCUGAUGCUGGGGCUGAACAGAUCUCAAACACAUCCUCCUCUCUCAAAAAUAAAACUUACUGCUACAUUUGUGGAAAAAUACAGACAAAGUUUACACGUCACCUAAAACGUCAUGAGAAAACUUAUGCAGAUGUUGCUCAAGUUUUAAGUCUUCCCAAGAAGUCCAAACAGCGCCAGAAAAUGCUUAUAAAGCUACGCAACAAGGGAAACCACAUUCAUAACUCGGAGGUCUUAGCAAGUGGAGUUGGAUCCUUAAAACUAAGACGCACAGCAAAGACAAAAUACAAUGCAAAAGACUAUAUUCACUGCAUGUACUGCCAGGCAUUAUAUCUCCGAAGAGAUCUGUGGCGACAUGUGAAGAAAUGUUCUUCAAAACCAGUAGAAGCCAAUUCAGAGAUUGGAAGAAAAAAGGUAUUGUCUUUGGCCUCUAUGAAUGAGUCCGCUCUUUCUCAGCAAAUAUCCCCAGGUGUUUGGAAGAUUUUAGAUGUCAUGAAAGACGAUGAGAUAACUGCUACUGUGCGAAGUGACUAUUCUAUUCUUCAGCUGGCCCAGUCAUUUUUUAAUAAACAUGCACAGGAUCCCACCGACUAUGACUAUAUUCGCCAGACACUCAGAGGAAGUGGAAGACUUCUGCUUACGCUUCGCAAGGAAUUCUCAAUACAAACUCUUGAAGAUGCUGUGAGACCAGCAAAUUUUGAUGUGGUGAUCAAAGCUGUUAAGAAAGUGUCUGGGUACGAUGACGAAAAGCACUGCUACCGUACUCCAAGCCUUGCGUUAAAGUUGGGUCACUCACUCCAGAAAGUCAGUGACAUUUUACAUUGUAGAGCACUGAUGGCAGAAGACAGUAACCUGAUAAAGUCAACCCAGAGUUUUAAAACCCUCUAUGCUACAAAGUGGUCAGAACUCAUCUCCCACACUGCUUUAACUACGCCUUCCACUCUUCCUUUUACGAAAGAUGUUCAGUGUCUUCAUAGACAUCUGGAGAAGUCUACAGAACAAGCAUUGAAGGACUUGGAAGACCACAGUUCACCAAAAUCAUAUAGUGAACUUUGUAAAGCCACCAUGGCAAAUGUAAUACUUUUUAAUAGGAGAAGAGGGGGAGAAGUUUCAAAGAUGACGCUGAAUGGUUUUCUGGAGAGAGACACAAGUGCCCUGCACAAGGAUGUCGCUUUUGGACUGACACAAUUUGAACUUCACCUUUGUCAACACUUCAGUCGUGUUGAAUUAAGGGGUAAAAGAGGCCGGAAAGUUGCAGUGUUACUUUCACCAGACAUGGUGACGGCAAUAACACGCCUAAUAGGGCUGAAAACCCUGAGCUCCUCAGGUCAACGCUAUUACGGAAACAUGUCGCAACUUUGUCACAGAUCUUGAAUCUCAAGAAUCAUGAGUUAGACCAAGUUGUUGACUUCCUUGGGCAUGAUAUUCGCGUUCAUCGUGAAUUUUACCGACUUCCAGAGGCUACUACCCAGCUGGCCAAAAUCUCCAAAUUACUACUUGCCAUGGAGAAAGGGUCUCUCAGAAACCUUCAAGGCAAAACACUUGAGGAGAUUGAAAUUGAAGAUCACCUACAGUUGACCGAAUCAAGUGCAGAGGUGAGGUCGAUGAAGGAAAUCUCACAUAUCCACAGACUGAUUCUACAGAGAUGAAAAGAACAACACAACCUGUUGAAGCUUCAGGUUCUGCAGGACUGCUGAAUGCUAGGCAAACUUGUUGAGAAACCUCCAGGCAUGUCUGCGCAUUAUCACAAGUUCCUCUGGAAAGUGCUAGGAGAGCAAAAAAGCAUCAAUGGUCUCCCAUGGAGGUUGCAGCGGUCAUGAGACAUUUUGACGAACACAUCAAAAAAGGAAAACUGGCUACUAUGAUUGAAUGCCAGCAAUGCAAGGAGGCAGAAGAUCCUGCUCUGGCUGGUCGCUCUAUUCUAAACAUAAGAGACUUCGUAAGAAAUCGUGGUGUGACUUUGAAAAGAAAAAAUAAUCCUAGCUAUAAUAUGGAAAUGUGAUGAAUUGUCCACCAGUGAUGUCACCUCCACACAGUCCAUUUAGUUCUAAUUUGGUUUAGUUUGCCUGUUAAGUUAUGUUUCCGGUGUUCCUUUUUUGUCCUUUUCCAGCCACUAAUCAGUUCCUUUACUAAAAAAACAGUUAUUAGUCGUGAAGUUCAUCAUUAUACCGUGCAUUUAAGCUCCUCUUUAGUUCUCAUUUUCUGUCCGGUUUUUGUUAUACCUGCAGUUUUGUUGCUGUCUGCCUGUGGAUUUACCGGAGUUGUUUUAUUUAAAUAUCCACAUUGAUUUUGAAACCGGAGCGUUUUCAUCUUCAUUAAAACAUUUCACAAAGGGAACUGAAGACUGUCUUUCCUCUCUCCUGAUUAUAAAGGAUGUAGAUGAGUACAAACUAAUUCCUUUAUACACUUGUGAUUACAGCCAUGUGAGGUGUGUUGGCCCAAGGGUCCAGUAUCUCUACAGCGCUAUAAUUCAGAUUGCUCCUCUGUCUCAUUGCUUUCAAUCACUUUGCCAUGCCAUGUGAUGUGACAUUUUCUUUUCAGUAUUUACAGUUCCCACGGAGUCUUAAAAAGUCUAAAAUUCAGAAAGUGAAGUUUUUUUUUUUUUUUAAGUCCUAGGUCUUAAAUUAAAUUUAUCCAGGUCUUAAAUUUCUUACCUCCGUUCAUUCCUGAAAAGUGCUGUUCACAGAAAAUAAAGUGGUAAUUUAAAACGUGGAGGCAGAAACUGUAUGAUAGGUGGCCUCUAAAAUGGAAAGUUCCGCACUUCGUACGUCACUGGAUCGCACUUCAAUCCAGUUUUAAUUAUUUUUUUAAAGAGUAUACACAUGUAGGCAAUCAUAUUUCACGCAAAUCAUGCCAUAAACUAUAUUUCAGGUGUUGUGAUCUGACUGUACAUUGUGGUUUUGCUGAAAAACAAACCUUAAAUUUAGUUUAGUAGAAGCAAAAAUCCUUUCUGGGUAAAUUUAACCAACUAGCCCGUGGCUUACCUGAGCAUUUUGCAAACAUAGAGGACGCAGAAGCGAAAAAUCAACACUGCUUUAUUGAAAAUCAACUUAAACAGUAGGGCCAUCGAGUCAUCAUGAGCCACCAGCAAGUCAUCUUUAGUGUUACAUAGUUUUCACUUAGGAGGCUUUUGUUUACCUCAAUGCUGUUUACCCUGUUUACUGCCUUGACUUUAAUCUGCUCUCUACUGCAAUGCACUCUUCUCAUUCAGCUCUCCACA